CAUGGUGAGGGGAGUGAAUCCUGUCCAAAGAGAUGUGUUUCCUCUUCUCCAAGGAACGACAAUUUCUCCAUUCAUAUCUGAGGAUAACUGAAUGGUGUGUGGAGGGCAGAAUUUGAAAGAUACACAAGAAAAAGUGGAAUCUGCUUAGUUUGUUCUUGGGUCAUCCUUCAUAUCUGGAUAACUAGUGUCAUUUUGCUUCUACUUGUCUUGCUCUACACUUGUAACCUUUCCAGUCAUUCAAGGAUCUGUGAAUGAGAGAACUGUCAGAAACCAAGACAGUGAGGAGCAGGUGAGCCACUGCCAUGGCUUCAGGAAUCCUGAUGAACAUACAAGAGGAAGUGACCUGCCCCAUUUGCCUGGAGCUUCUGACAGAACCCCUGAGCCUUGACUGUGGCCACAGCUUCUGUCAAGCCUGUAUCACUGCAAACAACGAGGAAUCCACAGUUGGCCAAGAGGGGCACAAAAGCUGCCCUGUCUGCAGAGUUAGUUUUGAGCCUGGGAACCUACGGCCUAACAGGCAUGUGGCCAAUAUAGUGCAGAGGCUCCGAGAGGUUAAGGUGAGCCCAGAGGUGGAGCAAGAGAGAAAUCUCUGCGCUCACCAUGGAGAGAAGCUCCAGCUCUUCUGUGAGCAGGAUGGGAAGGUCAUUUGUUGGCUUUGCGAGCGAUCUCAGGAGCACCGAGGUCACAACACAUUCCUCGUGGAGGAGAUUGCACCACAGUACCAGAAAAUGCUCCAAUCAUGUCUGCAGAGGCUGAACGGGAAAAAACAGGAAGCUGAGGAGUUGGAAAUUAAAGUCAGAGAAGAGAUGUCUACUUGGAAGACUCAAAUACAAACUGAAAUGCAAAGUGUCCAGGGAGAGUUUACAAAACUAAGACAAAUCCUGGACAGUGAGGAGGCGAAGGAACUGAGAAAACUGAAGGAUGAGUUGGGAGUUAUUCUCAAAGAGCUGGCAGAAUCUGAGAAUGAUCUGGUCCAAGAGAAGCUGUUGGUGAGCAGUCACAUCUCAGAUGUGGAGCGCCGUUUGCAGGGAUCAACAAUGGAACUGCUGCAGGAUGUGAAUGUUAUCCUGAAAAGGAGUGAAACCGUGGCUCUGAAAGAGCCAAAAACUUUCCCCAAGGAACACAGGAGAGUGUUUCGAGCUCCUGAUCUGAGAGACAUACUGCGUGUGUUUAAUGAGCUGACAGAUAUGCAACGCUACUGGGUUCAGGUGACCCUGAAUUCUCCCAAGAAUGCAAAUGUCAUUUCUCCGGAUCAGAGACAAGUGAGAUAUGCAUCCAGUUACCAAUGCUAUAAUGCAUAUUCGAAUGAUAAUUAUGAAGAUUUUGGUAUCCUGGGCUCCCCAGUUAUCACAUCAGGGAGACAUUACUGGGAGGUAGACGUGUCAGAGAAACGUGCCUGGAUCCUGGGGAUAUGUGAUGCAAACUGUAAAAAUAUCAUGAAGUUACCAUUAGAACUUGGAAAUUAUGGAAAUGGAAAUUGUCAAAAUGUUUACUCAUUAUAUAAACCUAAAAAUGGAAAUUGUGGAAAUGGUAAAAAUGUUUAUUCAAGAUAUCAACCUAAAAAUGGCUAUUGGGUCAUAGGGUUAAAACAGGGUUCUGUGUAUAAUGCCUUCUUAGAUUUUGGGAUUUCAACCCUCUCCCUGGGUGUUUCUCCCCAUCGUGUUGGGGUUUUCCUAGACUAUGAGGCUUGCUCUGUCUUAUUUCUCAAUGUCACCAACCAUGGGUUUCCCAUUUAUAAAUUCUCUUCAUGUUACUUUCCUCAGAAAAUAGUUCCAUAUUUCAAUCCUAUGAACUGUCAUGCCCCCAUGACUGUGUGCUCACCAAGCUGUUGAGUUUUCUUACACUCACACCCACUCCUCUAUAGGGCCCCUUACCGUAGGUGCAUCUAACACACCUGUGCUUCUCUGCAACAUUCUUACCGGUUUUCCUUGCUGCCUCUCUUUUUUUCCAUUUGAACAUCCUUCAUUCAUUAGGAGGGUGAACAAUUUCCCUUGUGUCCUAUUUUCCCCAAAAUUAUGUAUGUGUUAGAAAAUCUUAAUUAAUUUUCCGUACUCCAUGCUAAAAUGAUGGAUGCCCCAUAAAGAAAGAGCAGUAUGAUGUAACACCUUUGCCAAAUUUUACAGUCUCAUUUACUCUGCCCCUGACUGAGAAAAUGAAAGAAAGCUUUUCAAAAAUGUUUGUAUAUUCAACCUAAUAUAGGAGUCCCUCACUAAAGAGUGAGUGCUGAGCUGUGUCUCAGUUUAUCCAUGAUGCCAAUAUUCAUUAAGAAAUUGAGGGAAAAAUAUCAUAAAUGACAUGUACUAACAAUCAUAGUUUUGUGUCAGAGGGUCUAAGUUCAAGCCCUGUCUCUACAUAUUAGAAGUGUAAACUUGAAUAGCAUGUUUAAGUGAUGUUAUUUUCUUAAAAUAAUCUUAUUAUAAAAUUGUACCAUACAUAAGAUCAUUAUGAAAAAAUAAAUGCAACUAAGUGUAAAGCUUAUAACUGUCUCAAUAAUAAAUAUUUUAUCUAUUAAUUACUAAACAAUAUAACCUAUACCAGUGUUUCAUUAAACAGAUUUGUUCCUUCAGGAAUACAAUGGUUCUUUUCACUGAAGUCUCAUUUUUCAGAUCCUAGAUAACUUUGUGCUGCUGUCAAGACUAUUCUACCCCUUCCUGCCAUGGAGAAUUGUGUAACUGUAUAUUUGUGUGAUCACAGAAUUUUAUUAUAAUUCUUAUGUUUCUACAUAAUAGCUCUUAUCAAGUAAAUGAAAUUCUAUGGAGUUCAGUUUCUCACUUAAAAAAAUCACCUGAUUAAUAUUGUGACAAUUAAACAAUACAACAUUUGCAAUAACUUCUGUAAUUUCUAGCCCAUAGGGGUAGCCCAGUAUAAAUGUCUAUUCCUUUUUGAUUCCUCCUCACUGUAUUGAAAUAAAAUAUUUUCAGAACAUGUUA
Capra hircus (goat) is the source of this 2930-nucleotide messenger RNA. RefSeq names its product tripartite motif-containing protein 5. Gene Ontology annotation, molecular function: zinc ion binding; protein binding. The coding region runs from base 303 to 1832 and encodes 509 amino acids. NCBI's taxonomy places the organism in Eukaryota, Metazoa, Chordata, Mammalia, Artiodactyla, Bovidae. The transcript has 8 exons. The record is from RefSeq and is a predicted model, not a curated record.